AUGGAAAUUGUAGGCAGAGCCAGACGGAAAAAAUGCGACGAACAAAGCCCGAGCUGCGGGAAGUGUGUCAAAUCGAAAAGAGUCUGCUCGUGGCCUGGGAAGGAUGACCUGUUGGAUCGUAGACACCAGCGGGCUUUCAAGUCACCAAACCCACCGUUGAAACGUCCAGCGGCUGUUCCAGUGCAGCGCAGGCCUCUGCUGGUGUCGGAGUUGUCUUCUGUAGGCAAAGCAUCGCCAUUCUUCGUCUGCCGAGAAGUCUCCAUCAACACGGACCUGUUUAAUUCAGACAAGUUCACAUCGGAUCUUGAGGUCGAUUGUUUUCGACAUUUUCUCGAGGAAUUUUUGCCGUUGUUGCUCCUUUCUUCCGCACAUCCUGGAUUUCAAUCGGCAUAUAUUCCAGAAGUGGUUCAUAUGUUGCUUGAAUUCGACGGUUUGAGGGAUGUGGCAUUGGCUUGUGGUGCUUCGCAUUUGCACGUGUCUACAGCCAACCUUCAAAUGCACGAAGCCGGGAUCAUGUAUUACUCUCGCGCGGUUUCCAAGGUCAAUCAAGUACUCGGCAACAUCGAUUGGAGCCGCGAUCGGUACAAUGAUGCGAUCCUGAUUUGCAUCACUUUUCUGUAUAUCCACGGGGUGAGCCUGCCUUGUUCGAGCGGUCGGGAGUUGUUGAUCGACAUCAGCGUCACUGACUAUGUUGUAUAUCAGGUUUUCGCCAUCGGCACUAACCAGGAUAUUCCGAAACAUGUGAAUGGUGCCAUUCAAUUGAUGAAGCUUCGUUGUGCCAAAUCGCAGUCGUCCCCUCUAGCACGGCCAAUCCAUCGAAUCAUCUGGGAAUCAAUACUAUACCAGGUGUUCCGUCAGACUGUCCGGCACCCCUUUGCAGUGGACUUCCAGCCGGACUUUGAUUUUGUAGCAAGAGCGGAGGGCAUCCUGCAAGCGCUGACGUUUCCGGAUGGUUCGCAGGCAGACAACAGCCCGGUUAUCGGUUUUCCGCUGAGCCUCCAGAAGUUCAUCAUUGCAAUUGUUCAGCUUUGCAAACGCCCUUUCGAGCCCGAUCGACAUGGGCUCCACAAGCUCCAUGAAGAAAUGGAAUAUUGGGAGGGGUCCAUACUCCAGCAAGGCCACUGCAUCAAGCAGGAAGGCCACGGCAGCUCAACGUGGACGCCAUCGGAACGAGCCCGACUGUUUCAGCAGCACUCAACGAGCUUGCAUAUUCUUGCAGCGUCUCUCCUUCUUGACUGGGUCUCCAGGUCUCAGGAAGUUCCUCACAAAUCCAGAACGAAUUUACCUCCUCCCAAUAAUUCCUGGCAAGUCAGCAGAGCUUUGCAGAUUAUGCGAUGUCCACAAGCCAGUGAGGAUUGGUCGAGGUGCUAUCUCGGGUCAUGGCCAGCAUUGAUCUUUGGCUAUGCUGUUGGCACGCCUGAGAACGUCGCCUUGAUUCGCUGGGACCUUGAGCAAAGAUUUCGGAAGCUCUACUCUGUAGAGGAAUUGGAGUUUCUCAGUGAAUUGGAAUCCAUCUGGCGUACCAGAGGGAUCUCAUCCCGUGGACAUAGUAGCUCGACCGGAAGCGAGUGCGAAUGA
This is a messenger RNA of Exophiala xenobiotica, 1578 nucleotides long. RefSeq lists its product as uncharacterized. The transcript has a single exon. The record is from RefSeq and is a predicted model, not a curated record. Gene Ontology annotation, molecular function: zinc ion binding; DNA-binding transcription factor activity, RNA polymerase II-specific; transcription cis-regulatory region binding. Bases 1 to 1578 code for a protein of 525 amino acids. NCBI's taxonomy places the organism in Eukaryota, Fungi, Ascomycota, Eurotiomycetes, Chaetothyriales, Herpotrichiellaceae. Gene Ontology annotation, biological process: positive regulation of transcription by RNA polymerase II. Gene Ontology annotation, cellular component: nucleus.